Molecule: messenger RNA, 2442 nt
Organism: Hymenoscyphus albidus
Lineage: Eukaryota; Fungi; Ascomycota; Leotiomycetes; Helotiales; Helotiaceae
Source: the annotation of a GenBank genome assembly
AUGAAAUACCUUCGAACCGCGAUGCGAAGGGCGAAACAUCGAAAACCACCCUCAUUGUACCUGUACACUUCUUCCCGAGAAACCUCUCCGCGUUGCUCGUCCGUUCUAUCGGACUGGGACGCAGACGACGAAGGCUUCAUGUCAACCGACAACUUCCCUCCCUCGAAGCCCCUGAGCCUAGCAAUUCCCAAUGGCUCAUACUGCUCUCGAAAACCAACCUUACAAGAGGUACUAUCAAAUGUAGCCUCACCGCCAUGGACGUUGAGUGCGUUUAUGGCUUAUCUAUCGCAGAACCAUUGUUUGGAAACUCUAGAGUUCACCAUGGAUGCCAAGCGAUAUUCCAAGCAUUACAGAGAAAUGGCUGAUAGGGAUCCUCUGACACCAUUAUCACCACAAAGUCCCGAGUGUGAAUAUGUUCGUAUGCUGUGGCAGAAACUAUUGGACGCAUACAUUGUUCCCAAUGGCCCACGGGAGGUCAAUCUACCUUCCAAUGUUCGAGAUCAAUUGGUAUCCCUACCAUGUACAUACACCCCACCCGAUCCAACUGAACUCGACGCUGCAGUUAAGAUAAUUUACGAAUUGAUGGAGGACUCGGUUCUCGUGCCUUUUGUUAACUCGGUAGCUCCGCCGCGGAGUUCAGAUUCGCAUCCAAGUCCCUGGACUUCAGACGAAUCGAUGACCGACACAUAUAUGACGGGGUCUUUAGACGAGAGAUCAUUGUCGCCAGCACAAUCUCGGCGGUCACGAAAUGACAGUCCCCCAAUGGCGGAUGUAGAGACUAACUCACCAGUGAUUUCUUUUCAUGGACUAUCACCUAGAAUAUCUCAUCACUCGCAUCUCAGCGCUAAUCUUAGCGCUGCGUUCGGUCGAGGUAGCCGACUUUCGGCACCACCUUCAGGAUCAUCUGCUACAUCAUCCUCUGAAGUACCAGAUGUUCUUACCGACGACAGCACCGACUCACCAUCCCCAUCUGGAUCGACACUCGAACCAAUGACUCCUCCAAACACACCACCGACAUCUAACACCGGAUUCAAUGACCCUUCACCAGGAACAAGUCCACGGGUUGGCCGAGGGGAGGGAAUGGGAUGGAAGAAGAUUGGAUCGAAAUUUGGAUUCAAGAAGAGUCGGUCAGCUCACGGUUCCAAUGCUAGCAAUCGAAGCAGCUCACCACAUGCUGCUGCGGGGAAAGAGGCCAUUUCCCCAACCGGUAAUGGUUUAUGAGGGCGGCAGGUCACGUCCUCACCAAAUGAUAUGUUUUCCAUUAUCCCUAUUCCAGUUAUCGCACCUAUGGAGCAUCCUGUGGUAGGGCUUAAACGCUCUCGAGGCGUUCACAAAGACACAGCUUUACUGCAUGGUGGAACCAGCUUGAAGCUGAGUGAGGGUGGUUUAUCCCCGGUUCUUGAAGCUCAUCCUGGUUCCCCAGUUGACAUUAGUGAGCAUACCCGUCCGUCACACGCGGCGGCCUCACUAUCACAAUGCCUGUAUCAUGGCAGUGACGCAGAGCUCGCAAAGUUUGAGAGGAAGGCGAGAACGGGUGGGAAAAGAGAAGAUUCUAUCAGGAGGGAGGGCGUGGCCGCAAAAGGAUUCAUCUUUAGAGGAAGGAGAGAUGAAGAGAGGGAUGGGGAUAAAUAUGUGCCGAAUCGUCGCAUGCAGGUCGCUGGACCACAGCCAUUUUUCAUUCCCGCCAAAAUUCAUGAACAUGAGGAGAUUAUGUCCCCUGGAGUUGUUUCUCCAGGGAUCUUUUCAAGAUUUCCGGGUUCAUUGGAAGGUGUGCAGUCAGGAUCGGUAACAGCAAAUUCUUCAGCGACUUCAACUGGUCCUAGUACUCCAAUGGAAGAAGUUCCAUCGAUACUAAUUGAAUCGGGUCAAAGGCUGUCUAUUGGCACUGAAAUGGCAAUGCAAUACGAUUUCAAGACUGAAAAUGGCGUCUGGAUAUCUGCCAACCCAGUAGCCAUGGAAUCGAGAAGCAGUCUGGCGAUCAACUCAACCUACCAGACGACCAGCACAGUUGUGGACGAUAGAAUGAGUAUGAUCAGCCAAGGGGCUCUGACGGUCGACACGAGCGUCGCCAGUUCCUCGGCCAGCAUGAUGUCAUCAAUCGACUCGAUCCAAUCCGCCACCACUGUGGGAAGCGCCGACAUCUACGGGUGGGAAGAGGAACUUGACCGCAAGGAAACCAUCGAGAGCACCGUCAUCUGGGAGCGCGAACCCCAACGACGGCUUCCCAGCGGCGGACGUAACUUUGGUCCUCGAUCGCGCAUGUAUGACUCUUCUUCUCAUAAGGGGAAGCGGAAGAGUUUGCUCUACCGCGUGUUGAAUCUUCAUGGUUCCCGACGAGGGUUGGUGGAGGAGAUUCCCUCCCCCUUGUCGAGUCCGACGAGACUCCCUGGGGGGAAUUCGAAGAGUACGACGCAUCUGGAGAUUCCGAGUUCGUCUCCUUGA